Molecule: messenger RNA, 2272 nt
Organism: Gigantopelta aegis
Lineage: Eukaryota; Metazoa; Mollusca; Gastropoda; Neomphalida; Peltospiridae
Product: dynein light chain Tctex-type protein 2B-like
Exons: 1
Coding region: 1284-1793 (169 amino acids)
Biological process (GO): microtubule-based movement
Cellular component (GO): cytoplasmic dynein complex; cytoplasm
Molecular function (GO): dynein intermediate chain binding
Source: RefSeq, a predicted model, not a curated record
GUAAAUGGAGGUAUAUAGCCAGGUACCACUCACAGGUAGUUAUCAGUCGUCGUAGCAGAUCCAGAUUAUUGGCCGACUAUUCGGCUCGUAAAACACUCGAAAGUUACAGCAGUUUAUUACCACAUUAUCGUUACGACCUCCAAGUGUAGAAGUACGUGUCAGAAAGCUCUAGCGACAAGGUAUUAUUGUCAGCCAAACAUUUCUUCCAUGACGGUAAACAAGUGCUUUAUACUUUAAACAAAUAAAUAUGAAGAUAUUAAUCAGGAAUUUCAAGUAGCCACCAGCUGACAAUGAUCUGUUCCUAUAACGUGGAUAUGGAAUACAUGUAGUGAUAUUGUCGGGAAUGUUUUGUUUGCGACACUCCAAGGUAAUUAACGUGUACGGGUAGAAACCGAGAUUUCUGUCUAUUGUUUGCGCAUGAAAGACAUCGAACGUAACGACUAGAAGCCCGACGGGUUAACGCAGUUUGUCGCUGAUGUGGUCGAGUAGGACCGGGUGACGAAACGUCGCUUAUCACGCAAAGCUUGCCACGCCAUUGUUGACCAGUACACGACUUGAGGAAGACUUAAUUCCGAGCUGUUGUUCCGUCAUAGAUUUCCGAUAGUAGUUUAUAGUUCGUGUACUUGACAAUCCUAACACGUGAGAGUUAAAAACGCUAUUUGAGGAAAUAUUUGUUUCUAGAAAAGCUACUUGUUUCUAGAAACUCUCUUUGAAGAAACGUCAUUUGGUGGGAUAAACUCUAUUUGAAGAAAAGCUGCUUGUGUUUAAAAACUCUAUUUGAAGAAAAGCUGGUUGUGUCUAGAAAUUCUGUUUGAAGAAAAGCUAGUUGUUUCUAGAAACUAUUUGAAGAAAGGCUACUUGUUUUUAGAAACUAUUUGAAGAAAGCUACUUGUUUCUAAAAACGCCAUUUGUUUUUUGAAACGCUGGUUCUUUUGAAUUUAAUUUUUUUUAAGAUAGUGUUUGAAGAGACGUCAUUUUUUGUUUGUUUGAGACACGUUAAUUGUUUGCUUAAGAACAUGUAUUUUUGUAUGGAAAUACAUUAUUUGUUUAUUACUUAAGAAUAUUUGUGAGAAAACUCUGUAGGUUUGUUUGUUUGACAAUACGCUUAUACUUUGUUAAAACACUAUAGAUCGGAUAUCGUUCAACACUAUUAGAUUGGAAAGCUUCAUAGAAAACAUCAGUGUAUAUUCAACGUUGGAUUAUUUGGAUCACCAACCUUGUUUAUUCUGUUUUCUUUUGUCAAGUGAUUACAGUUCAUAAAUAAAUAGUUGAAAUUUGUAAGAAUGGCGGAACGCUCUUUGAUAAGCAAGAUGGUUGUCAAGAGCCCGAGACGUAAACACAUGCGCCUGUCGCUCGGUGCGGUUGUGCAUCAAAACAGCAAGAAAGCUUCAUUGGAAGGAUCAGAGAGCCACCGAUCCAAAAUGUCCAACUCUCAGCUUGAAAACACAUACAAACUUCAGCCUGGGACGCAGGAGAAAUUCCAGACGGAGACUGUUCGGAAGGUGAUGUGGGACACGCUGGAGAUCAAACUACACAACGUCAGGUACGACGCCGGCUCUUGCGGCAGCCUUGCCAAGCAGCUGACGGACGAAAUAACGUGUCGGAUAAAGGAACACCGCUGGAAGCGCUACAAGUUGGUCGUUCAGGUGUUCGUGGGGCAGAACGUCAACCAGGGAGUCCAGGUCGCCAGUCGGUGCGUCUGGAACGCGGACACGGACACGUACGCAACUGUCAGCUACGAAAACUCAUCAUUGUUCGCAGUGGCCUCUUGCUAUGCCGUGUAUUACGAAUGAUAUAAACUUACAUUUUCGACUUCUCCAAAACUACUUGACCAAAUUCCAACCAAAUUUUGUGGGGACAUUCCCUUGGUACACGGAGAAACAAAUUUGUUAAUUUGGAUGUCGUAAACCCCCAGGGGCCUGAAGCAGGGCCCAAAAAGGGGAAAUGUCCGUGGGUUUCUCAACCGAAUACGAAUCUAAGAUUAUAUACUUGGGGGUUGGGAGAUAGCAACAUUAACGUAAUCUAAUUUGGUGGCCUUGAUAAAGAAGACUUUCACCCUAAACAGUGAUACAAUUAAUUACUUGAGACAAAAUAAGGGGGUGGGACUGUCCCAUUUGGCCACAGCCUAAAUCUGCGCCUUUUCUGAUAAAAGUGUUUGUAAUAGGGGUUUUAAAUUUUCGCACAUGCUUGUUAGUAUGUUAUUAUUUAACGCUCUAUGCAUGUAUGUAUAUAUAUAUAUAUAUAUAUAUAUAUAUAUAUAUAUAUAAAUUCU